Molecule: messenger RNA, 1103 nt
Organism: Setaria italica (foxtail millet)
Lineage: Eukaryota; Viridiplantae; Streptophyta; Magnoliopsida; Poales; Poaceae
Exons: 2
Coding region: 153-632 (159 amino acids)
Source: RefSeq, a predicted model, not a curated record
UCUCUCUCUCCAAAAAAAAAAAAAACCCACUCCACUCCUUUGCCGCAAGCGCGUAGCACAUCUACUCCUCUCCACCAGAGAAGAACGCGCGGCCAGAUUCUGGAGCAAGAGCAUCACCGUCGAUCGACAAAACCCCGAGGUGCUUUUGAUCGAUGGCGUCGUUUCCCUUUCCCAUCAAGCCGCUGGACGGCGCGGGCGGCUACCUCCGGUGGAAGGAGUCGGUGCUCCUCGGCCUGCACAUGGUCGACGUCGCCCACGUGCUCUCCGACGACCCCCCCGCACCGGCUCGGGCCGGCGGCGACGGCGACGGCGCUCAGGCAGCCAAGAAGUGGGCGCGCGACGACGCGCUGUGCCGCGGCCACAUCCUCGAGGCGCUUUCGAACCGCCUGCUUCCGGUCUACGUCCGGCACGCCACCGGCAGGGCGCUGUGGCAGGCCGUGGCGCGCACCUACGAACCGCACGCUUCCUCCUUGGAGCUGAGGUUCGAGGAGCUCGAGUUCCGCGAGGACGAGACCCUCAUGGAGGCUGGAGCGGGUGGCGCGCGCCGAGGCCCUGGUCAUCGCCGGAUUUCCCUGGGACCCCGACAGCAUGUUGGCUCGCAAGGUGCGCGCCAAGCUUCCGUGCGCGGGUGACGAGACCAGCAUGGAUGGGGUCUGGAGGUCUGCUCAGGAUAUGGAGACGCUUGACAAUUAUACCCAGGUAAUGGUGGUUAGGCACGAAAAGGAGCGCAGGAUCAGGAGCAGCAGGAGUAACGGCAAUUCGGGGCACAUUGCGAAGAAGCAGCGCAUGUGAUCCAAAGCAUGGUGAUGGCACCAACAGUCUGCGAGCUUAGCAUCAGCUUGGAUGUUCAAAGAAGGGCCUGAUCGCCUGAGAGCAAUCGGGGCUGUUAUCUGAAUCCUUGUAUAGUGUUUGAUUAAUCGGCAGCUUUAACGGUUUAGAUCCUUGUAUGGUGCUUGUACGUACGUUCAUUCUUCAGGGAUGAUGUUUGGUGUGGAUGGAAGUCGUGAUUACCACCAGGCACAAAUAUAUCCUGAAUUCCUGAUCCUUAACAUGGAUGAAAAUGGAGCUCAAUCAGAGCGUCAUCCUACUGUUAGCGAAUUGCA